Messenger RNA from Nanorana parkeri, 2832 nucleotides. It is a transcript of the gene IL6ST, whose product is annotated as interleukin 6 signal transducer. Lineage: Eukaryota; Metazoa; Chordata; Amphibia; Anura; Dicroglossidae. Gene Ontology annotation, cellular component: signaling receptor complex; CRLF-CLCF1 complex; external side of plasma membrane. The record is from RefSeq and is a predicted model, not a curated record. The transcript is spliced from 15 exons. Gene Ontology annotation, biological process: cytokine-mediated signaling pathway; positive regulation of tyrosine phosphorylation of STAT protein. Gene Ontology annotation, molecular function: cytokine binding; cytokine receptor activity. Bases 16 to 2658 code for a protein of 880 amino acids.
UCAGGUGCUGCCAACAUGAUCUUAAUCUACAUUCUCUGUUUUUCUACCAUCAUUAUUGCUACAGGUUCGUCUUCUGUCAUGUCCUGUUUCUCUAUUGGCCCCCAGAUUCCUUUGGUGGAGUUUUAUUCCAACGUCACAGCAUACUGUGUGUUGAAUCAAACAUGUUUGCUGGAAAUGAACAGCAAUAUCAUGAGUGAUGAAUUGUACUGGGAGGUGAACGGUCAAAGUAUCCCAAAGAGCCAAUAUAGUGCCAUCAAUGAGACAACUUCCAGAGUGACCUUCCAGCCUACCUUGACCUCGGCGAAUAUGCUCACUUGCAGUACCGAUCUACACGGACAGAUUAAAACAACUCUAAUUGGAAUGUUCAUUAGCAAAGGCUUUCCUCCGGAAAAGCCUAAGAACCUGUCAUGCAUAUGUUACAAUAAGGAUAAAUUGACAUGCACUUGGAGCCCAGGGAGAGCAACCGUAAUCCCUACCACGUACACCCUGAAACAGUCAUGGAAAGAAGAGAAACGGCCUGAUUGUGUAUCAGAAGGAAGUGACAAUUGCACAUUGUACUUUCCUAAUUUUCAUGUGUUUAUUGACACCACGUUCCAGGUGGUGGCCAAAAAUGAGCUUGGGACUGCUGAAUCCGAUGAACUCAGACUCGAUGUUGUUGACAUAUUGAAGCCCAAUCCCCCUGAAAUUGUUAAUGUGUUCUCCUUGGCGCAGCUACAGAGAGCUCUGAAGAUUGAGUGGACCAAUCCACUCUCAGAAAAUUUAUUUCCUAUGAAAUACAAUCUCCGAUACCGGAAGAAAGACAGCACAGAGUGGGCGCAGGUACCUCCAAAUGACAUUGAUAAACCCCGAAAUUCAUACACACUGCAGGAUCUGCAGCCUUAUACAAACUAUCUCCUUUCCCUGCGCUGUAAGCGCCAGAACGAUAAAGGAUACUGGAGUGACUGGAGUAAGGAAUAUGCAGCCAUUACCCCAGAGUCUGUCUGGAGGAAGAUUGGUGAUUCAGAUGGUGAUGGAAACCGGACUGUUUGGUUAAUGUGGAAGGAUUUGGAGUCUUACGCUAAUGGAAAAAUAUUGGGAUACAACCUAACUAUUAAAACAGCCAAAGAAUUAAUUGAUGCUUUCUCUAUAAAUGAUACACGGUGCAAUGUCACUGUCCGAAAGGAUGCUGUUCAAGUUAUAAUCAUUGCCUACAACAGCUAUGGUGUCUCUCCUUCCUCUAGUCUGGUUAUACCAUCUGCCAGAAACACAGUGACCCUUUCUUCUGAAAUUGAUGUAAAGGCGUUUCCUAAAGACGGAAAGCUUUGGGUAGAGUGGUCCGCACCGACUAAACCUUUUGUGGGUUAUGUAAUAGAAUGGUGUGCAAACCCAGAUUCUGAGGGCUGUAAAAUGGAAUGGCAACGAGAGCCAAGUACUGUCAAUGGGACAUUCCUGAGAGGUGACCUGAAGCCAUUUGUAUAUUAUAUGAUCAAAGUUUAUCCCCUAUAUAAAGAUGGCCUUGAAAGACCAAGAUAUGUGGCGGCUUAUCUCCAGCAAGGCACUCCCGAGGAAGGACCUACUGUUCGCUACAAGUCAGUGGAGAAGACGAGAGCAGUCAUUGUGUGGGAGCCGGUUCCAUUAGAGAAACAAUAUGGUUUCAUCACUAAAUACACACUGAAAUAUGAAGCCAAAAACGGCCCAGAGAAAACUGUCACACUAAAUGCCACUCAGACGGAGUAUACGAUGACUUCCCUAACCAGUAACACGGUAUAUAGCGUCAGUGUGAAGGCCAACACUGAGAUUGGAGGGAAGGAAGGCUUACCGUUCACGUUUUCCACCAAUAGGUUUGACACUGGAGAGGUUGAAGCAAUCGUGGUUUCGUCUUGUAUUGGUUUUCUGCUACUUGUGCUUGUUGUUGGAGUCCUGCUUUGUAACAAGAGAGAUUUCAUUAAGAAACACAUUUGGCCCAAUGUUCCAGAUCCCUCAAAAAGUAACAUCGCGCAAUGGUCUCCCCAAACUCCAACCAGGCAUGAACCAAAAGGCCAUCCCUUCCAGGACGGUAGUUUUACUGACGUCAGUGUGGUGGAGAUAACCGCCGAUGAGAAGUCUUCAUACAAUAAGCAGGACCUGAAGUCCGUGGAUGUGAUAAAGAAGAACACAUCGGAGGGCCUUAGUAGUGGUAUUGGAGGCUCUUCCUGUCUGUCUUCCCUGCAGUUGAGUAUUUCAGACACAGACGAGGUUGAAUCGGGUCAGAAUACAUCUAGUACUGUCCAGUACUCUACAGUCAUUAUCAGCGGUUACAGGGGACAACAGCCAACUGCUGCCACCCUACCAACUUUCUCUAGGUCUGAGUCAACUCAGCCACUGCUCGAGUCUGAAGAGAGGCCAGAUGAGCAGCAGGUCUUGGAAAUACCAAACCAGUAUUUUAAACAAAACUGCACUCAGGAGGAUUCCACAGGCCGGCUACAGGCCCUGCAGCAGGAAAACCUUUCUUCUCCUAUACAGGAGUUGGGUCAGAGCCAGCAUCUAGCUGGGCUUGGCCAUGAAAUGGACCUCGGAGGUUUUAAUGCUGAGCAGAAUGUGAGUUUUGAAAGUGAACCAUCAGCGAUGAACAUUGAGAGCACGGAGAUAAAGAGCUAUUUACCACAAACUGUGCGGCGAGGCGGCUACUUGCCCCAGUAGACUUAUGGCAGAAUUUUAACUUUAUUAUUAAACCCACCCAAAUGAACAUAUGAAGGAGACUAAGCUAGGCCUGGUGCAUGACUGCUUCACCUUUAAACCCGUUAUUACCAAAGAGAUCGUUGCCGUACAUUUAAUGUUCUGAUUCAGCAUGAGUUAUCAUUUCUGUUUCCUGGA